AUGGCUUCUGAGGGAGGUGAAAAGGACAUGGUUAUCACUCAAAUUGGCGUUGGUGGGUUUGAAGAUUUUGUCACUGGUUUGGAGAUAAAGCACGACCAUGAGAAACUUAAACCCCAUGCUUUCAUACAUGUUGCCCUUUCUUCUUUAGCAAUGUCUGCAUUGGAUGCUGCUGGCUGUAAUGAGCUUAUUCUGGGCAAGAAUCUAUUGAAGCUGGCUUCGUCUCCCAUUUUUUACUACAGAACUGCAAAUGAUGAUAUUGAAGAACCUGUCCCAUUUGAUUUGUUGGACGCCAAUGAUCCAUGGAUUCGUACUAAUGAUUUUACACCUAGUAGGGACAAUUCGUAG
Messenger RNA from Fraxinus pennsylvanica, 345 nucleotides. The record is from the annotation of a GenBank genome assembly. NCBI's taxonomy places the organism in Eukaryota, Viridiplantae, Streptophyta, Magnoliopsida, Lamiales, Oleaceae.